AGGUGUGGUCGCCGUACAACAGCCUUAAAAACACGUGCUGAGUCGAGCGCGUGAAGUUCAUGAAAACUACGAGGGAGUUGCGUGGGAUCACGGAGGAAUCAUCAAAUAAAGUCUUCGUCAGGACUAUGCCAUCCUACGCGCUCAAUCAGUUUAUUGACCUGGAUGAUGUCCUGUGCAAGCACCUUUUAAAUCUUGAUCUCCGAGAGCCGAUGAAGACCUCCGCACAGGCAGCUGCUGUUGGAUAUAGGAAGCCUGACAGUCCCUGCACACUUUCCUCCACUGGUUCAGGACUUUCUAUUGACAGCAUUGAGAGUGGAAGCAUGAACACAAAUUACUGGGGCACCCAGAAAGUAUCAUCUCAGUCGAAGUGGGGCAAGAUGCCCUUCUGGUCGGAGCGCUCCGUUAGCAUGGUGGAGGGCAACACUGGAAGUCUGGGUUGGUCUUCUGCCGAACCCAGCCAUUUAAAGCAAUCUUCAGUCACAUCAGGUGCCGUUUCCCUCUCCAACUCUACAUCUUCGAUCACAGCCACCUCAUCACGCUACAAGACCGAGCUGUGCCGCACGUUCGCCGAAAGGGGUCUGUGUAAAUAUGGCAGCAAGUGUCAGUUCGCGCACGGCCCUGACGAACUGCGAGACCUCAACCGUCACCCGAAAUAUAAGACCGAACCCUGCCGCACUUUCCACUCGAUUGGAUUCUGCCCCUACGGUAUCCGCUGCCAUUUCGUUCACAACGCCGAAGACGAUUACGCACAAUCCCGAGCCCAAACCUCCAACCCGACUGUCCAACGGCCUCCCCUACUCAAGCAGAGCUUCAGCUUCGCCGGGUUUCCCACAGCUCCCCAACCUCUCGAAGCCCCUCUGGCUCCUUCCUCGUUCCUGCGCGCGCCUUCCGUUUCGACUCCGUCAAGCGCCAUGUCUGACCUCCUCUCCUUGGCCUUCCCCGAUAUAGACCCCAACACCCUUCUGGACCAGGCUCGAGAGUUGCACCCUCAGUUUCUUCCCUCUCCUGACUCCGGGUACUCGCACUCGGGACUGACGCCCACGUUGUCGCCCACCCAGCUCGCUUCCUCCCAGCCCGAAGGCUGCUUACGGCAGAGUCCUACCGGUGGAGCUUCCCUAGGCCUCCGGAGUCUAUCCCACACCUCUCUCUCAGACCACGAGGGGGGCAGCUGCAGCUCAUCCAGCAGCAUGAGCGGGUCCGAAUCCUCCUUCGGGCCGGAAGCCAACGGGCGCAGGCUUCCCAUCUUCAGCCAGCUUUCAGUUCCGGAUGACGCCGUCUACAACGAACACAGCAACUCUAGCACAAGCUUCUUCCUGUAGACUGUCACUCCUCACGGGGACUGAACUGUAUACUGUGGUAUACCUGAUGUAUUAUAUGGCUGAUACUUGACAUUUUUAGUUAAGCUCUGAGUGAAACAUACUGUUUGAAGGUACUGAAUGUUGAAAUGAUUCGUUAAAGUGGGGUUUCAUGUGCUUUUAAGUGGAGCGAUUCGCCAUGUUUUAUUUUUGAUGACUGAAUAGACAAGUGGGGACCAGAUUGAACUCUACAACCUGCAAAGUUCUGGCAUCGAGAUGUUUAGUAACAUAUGAAGCUGUUAACUUUUAAGAUGCAUUUAGCAAUCAGCUAUUUACGAAACCGUUGUACCGAAAUAGCCAAAGAGAGGUUAUGACCAGGUCUUGAAGGUCAUUUUCAAUAUUUGAGAGAUUCAUUGUACUCUUUCUAACUAGAGGCCAAACUAUUUGUUUUGUUUUGUUGUUACUCCACAGUUUGUGUACUAUCAUAAACCAACUGUUUCGAAGUUAGAAUUGAUUUUUAUUAAUUGAUGUUAGUCUGCAAUAUCGCUUUGAGUUCUUCCGGCUCCCUUUUUUUUCUUUUUCUUUUUUUUUUCUAGAUUGGCAUUUGGUUCGUUCCCAGACCUACUUGCCUUAUGUUUCCGAGGAUCCAUCCUCAGGAAGUGCACAGUUGGAGCUUUACUUGGAAUGAGUUGCCUGUGUCAUAGUUUUUGGUUUUGUAGCUGUUGAUAUUGUGAGUUUAGGCAAACCAAUUUAUUACAGUAUGAGCCUUUAGUGGCCUAUUUUUAUUUUAUUUUAUAUAGCUGGUUCUGAUUGGUCCAUGUUUUGCAUCUGAUUGUCUGUAAUGCACCUGCUGGCUUGUGUUACAUGAUGGAGAGUUUCAAGUAACUUAAUUUCCUUUUUUAUAUUUAUUUUAUUGUAUUUAUAGAAAACAUGUUUUUGAUGACGUUUGUAUUAAGUUUAAUAUAUUGAUUUCUUCUCCCUGCUGCCCCUAUUAUUUUGUACUGAAAAUAAACCCUGUUGAUGAA
Rhinichthys klamathensis goyatoka is the source of this 2320-nucleotide messenger RNA. RefSeq lists its product as uncharacterized. The record is from RefSeq and is a predicted model, not a curated record. Lineage: Eukaryota; Metazoa; Chordata; Actinopteri; Cypriniformes; Leuciscidae. The coding region runs from base 60 to 1319 and encodes 419 amino acids. The transcript has 2 exons. Gene Ontology annotation, molecular function: mRNA binding; metal ion binding.